AUGGCAGAGCAGCAACAACAGUAUGCCUUCAACAAUGACCCAAGACUACAAUCCGGAUUGACAACUGGGGUGAAUGGUGGUGGUGGACGACCAUUGCAUAUCAUGAUACCAAGGCCUCCAUCAUCACAAGAACCGAACGGAUACGGAAUGACAGCACCUGGAUAUGUACAACAAGGCUAUCCUGCUAAUCCAGUGUAUGGCGGAGGAUAUCCCGGUAGUAGUAAUCGACCACCGCUGCCGCCACGGCAACCACUACCAGCAUCAGAAGGAGGAUGGAAAAUGUCACAGAGACGACCACCGAUGCAUAUGCCAAUGCCUGCACCACAACAACAUCCAUCACGACCACUCAAUCAAAUGUAUCCAUCACAACCACAGCAACCACAACAAUAUCCACCUAUGCCAUCACCAUCUCAUUCAAUGCCAUAUCCUCCACCGCAAAGACCUGAUAUUGCACCUUAUCCAUUACAUCCACCCAUUUCACCACGCUUUCCUCAAACAAUGGAUCAUCAACGACCACCACCAUCACCAUUAGAUCCUGUACCUCCAUUUCAUUCAUAUCCACCACCAGCUACUCCUACGCACACACAUCACCAUCAUCAUCACCACCAUUCAUCAUCAUCACCAAAUUCAAUGUAUCCUCCUCCUCCUUCUACAACUACUUCUGCAGACCACAUGUCACCACAUGGUCAUUCUCAGCCUGAUGCCGAAUUGGUAUCAUCACCAAUCUAUCCACCACCAUCAUCAACAACAACGAUGAAUACACAGACCAUAGUGCGUCCUCCUCCACCACCACCACCUCUACCGCCAAGAAUGCCAAUGCCAAUGCCGACACCAACACCGAGUCGUAAUGGACAUCGUUAUCAAGCAUUCCAGCCACAAGUUGCUUAUCCACCACCUGGUUACUUUCGACCUCCUUCUCAAGAUUUUAUUAGUCGAUUCCGAUCAUCUACUGUACAAUCAUUCCAAUCAUCAGCACCACAACCACAACCACAACCAUCAGUACCACCUACUUCGACUGUAGAACAAGCUGAGGAAGAAUUAGAGGAGGCAUUGAAGAGCACUUUGAGACGAUAUGAUAGUGGCAAAUACACAACAUCAUCAUCGGAUACCAGUGAUGAAGAAGAACAAGACGAUGAUGAUGAUACAGCAGCAACAACACCCACUCAAUAUAGCUCCAAAAAGCUACGAGAGAAACCUUUACCACCAACUCCUCCACCAGCAGCUGCUGCAGCUUCACGAUCUACUCCUCCACCACCACCCGUACCAGCUUUGUUGUCAAGUGUAUCAAGAUCCUUUGCUUUGCAAAUGAAGGAAGUUGUUAGUUUAAGACAGCUUUCUUUCAGCAAUGAAUAUCCUAACGCAUUCACUGGGCAGGAGGCUGUGGAUACCAUGUUGGAUAUGUUGCAGGAUCAAUUCCCACAUCAAGAGCACCUACGAGAACAUUGUUUGGCAGUGCUUAAUGCCCUUAUGACAUGCAAACCUUUUGGAUUGAUUGAACCAGUGGACGCAACCAAGAAACUACGCAAGCAUAUCGUAUACGAUUCUCCUGAUGAGACCUAUCGACUAAGAACGGGCAUGACCAUUGGUGUCUUUACGCCACUCACAAAGUGUUACGUGGAUGGAUGCGAACCUGGACAAGGUGGUUGUUAUGCUCCAAGAUGUCCAAACAAGCCUGCUGUACAGGAAACUGAUUUGCUGUCACAAGAACGGCUUAUUCGAAGCAUCUCGAUGCGAUCAUCCAUGAGCCAUGAGGAAGGGGCAAUGACCACGGAUAGUUGGGGCGCACGUAUGGCACCUGAUUUUUAUGAAACGAUUGAUGCUCGUGAACGGGAUCGGCAAGAAGCAAUGAAUGAGAUUAUUCAUGGAGAAGAGCAAUACUUGAAGGAUAUGGAGCUUUUACAGAAUUGCAUUGUGACACCUUUACAGCAAUCCAGCGUCAUUGAUCCAAGUGAAUGGGAGCUAUUUUCACGGGAUGUAUUCAACAAUCACCAAGAGAUUUACGCUUUGAGUAUGGAUUUCUUCAAUGAUUUAUAUGGUGUCUACCACGAGCAUGAGAACGAGUGUCUUCCUGGCAUUGGCAGCAUUCUUUUGGAGCACUUUCAACGCUUUCGAGACCCGUAUGCAUUAUAUGUGCCCAAUGUUCACCUUGCUGAAUACAUUGUUGCCGACCUUAAGCAAGCCAAUACGAAUUUCAAGGACUUUUUGCAGUCUCGGUUGACCGAUCCACAACUUAAUCGGCAUUCUUUUCGCCAUUUCUUGUUACGCCCUGUGAUGCGUAUUGCUCGAUAUCCUUUGCUCUUGCAAGCGUUGAUCAAAAAGACCGAUGAGGAUGAUCCAGAGUAUGAGACGUUGCAAGAAUGUUACAACAUCAUAUCCGAAGUGGCUGCUUUUUGUGAUCAACUUGCUGCUGGUGUGAAAACACGUGUUGAAAUCCUCUUGUUGAACAGCGCACUUACAUGUCGUCAAGGUGAAUCCUAUGAUCUCAAGUUGACGGAUCCGCAACGCAAGAUUUAUUAUCGUGGUGAUUUGCGACGUGAGAAUUCAAAGUUGGAUGUAUUGGAAGUACACGAAAAGUACAUCCACAUGAUCGUAUUUGACCACAUUGUGCUAUUAACCAAGGCACGCAAGACAAGUGACGGCACCCAAUACAAGAUUUGGCGACGACCCAUCCCAUUGCAAAUGUUGCAUAUCCAAGGCACCGAUAAUGACUUUUCGCUUCCUACCCAAUACUUGACAACGCUUGGCAGCACAGCACACAACAUCCAUACGAGUCUACGUACAUCGACAGGAUUACGUAGUAGCACCAUCAUGAAUAGCACUACCAUGGUGCGUAAUGCACACAGCGCAUUAUCCUUGGUCCUUACUCACCCAGGUCGUCACGGUGGAUCUUAUGCAUUUGCAUGUGCUGAUGAAGCUGAAAAGUUACAGUGGCUGCAUGCAUUGAAACAAGCUCGUUCUGAUAUGAAACUCAAAACGGAUGCGUUUAACGCUAUUAGCCUUGAAAGCACGUUCUUUCGUGAUUAUUCGGCGUCCUCUACGAUGGAAGGAUCUGGCAAGGUGACAUCAUCUGUUCCUUUUGUAUCCGCUGUGGAUGGUGUCAAAAUGCUUGCUAUUGGCACGAGCACAGGUGUCUACUUUAAGCGCUUACCUGAAGGCAGGGCACGCCCUAUUCUCUCCUUGAAGAAUGUGACACAAUUGGAUGUGAUGCAGGCUCAACAAAUAUUACUUGUGCUUGCUGACAAGGUGCUUUAUGCAUACCCCUUGGAUGAGUUGACAAGUACCAAAAAUAGCAAAGCACCCGAUCGGCUCAAGCAAGAAAUCACCGACCCAGUGCAUUUCUUCCAAACAGGUGUUUGCAAUGGGAUGGAAUUAUUGGUGGCUGCUAGACAACGAACCGUAUCGACCAGCUUUGUUGCAUUCAAACCGGAACGGCAUGUUGAUAGUGAUGGAAGCCUCACGACACCCACCUCGUCGUCAUCAUCCCACCACCAUCAUCAUAUUCGGCUGCGGACUAUCAGUCAGCGUCAUUUGUUUAGACAUCACGGGUCGCGUUCAUCUUGGUUUUCUACUUACAAGGAAUUCUCUGUGGGAGCCCAUGCAAUUGAUAUUCAUUUCUUGAAAUCCAAGUUUGCCAUUGUGUGCGACAAGGCGUUUGAGAUCAUUGAUCCAGAGGAUCUAAGCAGCAGUCGCAGUAUUCCCAAUGACCACGAUCCUCAAUUCUACUUUUUACAACAACGCAAGGACAAUUUACGACCACUUGCCAUGUACAGAAUACAAAGCAAGUUUUUGCUAUGCUACAACAAGUUUGCUUUCUAUGUCGACAACCGUCGUCAGGGGCUCAUCCCUCGUGAUCGGAGAUCGGCCUUGUUAUGUGAAUGGGAAUGUUAUCCAGAAGCUGUGGUGUAUCAUCAUCCUUAUAUCAUUGCAUUCGAUCAACGUUUUGUUGAAGUGCGCCAUGUUGAAACGGGAGAUCUUGUUCAAAUGAUACCUGGAAACGACUGUCGUCUCACGUAUUAUGGUAGCAGUGCCGAUGGAGAUGGUUCGGGAAUGACGAUCCAGGGAUGCAUUGUGCAUGCAAAGAACCACCAUUAUCAAGAUGUCUUUUACCUUGAACCUCACAACGUUGAACAACAACAAGGCAACCAUGACGAUGACACCUAG
Molecule: messenger RNA, 4161 nt
Organism: Lichtheimia ornata
Lineage: Eukaryota; Fungi; Mucoromycota; Mucoromycetes; Mucorales; Lichtheimiaceae
Exons: 11
Coding region: 1-4161 (1386 amino acids)
Molecular function (GO): guanyl-nucleotide exchange factor activity
Source: RefSeq, a predicted model, not a curated record